This is a messenger RNA of Acyrthosiphon pisum (pea aphid), 1311 nucleotides long. RefSeq names its product coiled-coil domain-containing protein 28B-like. NCBI's taxonomy places the organism in Eukaryota, Metazoa, Arthropoda, Insecta, Hemiptera, Aphididae. The record is from RefSeq and is marked provisional.
UAUUGUCAUAUUUUGCUGGUUUGAUAGUUACUCCUGUAUAUUCUCCGCUGUAGACUGUAGACUAGUUGUCUAGAACGAUAUUUCAUUAAUUAUUAAUAACAAUCAACACAAUAAUAAUUAAAUAACUGUAUCACUAUAUAAAUAGUGUUACUAAUAAUAAUCAACUAUUAAGUAGGUAAUUAAGUUCACUGUCCAAGGUCUUCAUAUUUUCAAUAUGUUUGCCUUGAUGUAGGUUUUGGAAUAAUAUUAUCGCACUGCAGUCAAAACUUGUUUGCCCUCUUAUAAUGUUUAAUUUCACAGUUCAAAAGGAAUGUAGCUGACUGAUUGUAAUAUUAAACUGUCCACAUUUAAAUUUAAAUUUAAUUACUUCAGCGUGGCCAGAUCAUGUCUAUCGAGAAGGAAGAAUGCGAACUGGAACAACUGGUGUCUUCUGACGAAGAACCCAGACCAACUGACAUCGCACAAAUUACACCUCCUAUUACACCCAAGCCUCCUCCGAGAGCACAUUCCCAUUCAGAUAGCCGAACUAAGACUAGCAAUUCACUUUCUAUUGAAAGCCAAAAGAACGAAUGCCACAAAUCUACAGCUAGAUUGUCUAGUGCUUCAUCCAUACAUCAAGAUAAACCACAAACCCAACCAUCUAAAGACGUAAGUGGUCCGACUCGCCUGAUGUGUGUUAACGAGAGAGUGGGACGCAGUUCACUUCAUGACUACAAACCACCACGACCGCCACCUCCAAAUUUUAGUAAAUUGCAAAAUAAAAAAGUACUCUCUGAACAAACUAUGGAUAGAAGUUGCCUACAUCAUUGUUUUUUGUCAGAUGUGACCGAUGUCAGACAAAUGGAGCAAGCCCUACAGCAACUACUUGAAGAUUUUCAUUCUGGCAAAUUACGUGCAUUUGGUAAGGAUUGCAGUAUGGAACAAAUGACAGCUAUUCGUGAGCAACAAGAACAUUUAGCAUGGCUACAUUUUGAACUUGGUGUGAGACAGGACGGAUCGAAUCCGCUCAGCGAACAAGGCAUUGCCAAAGGUACAGAAAAUAUGCACUCCCUAAUGGCUAGCCUAGAACAGCUGUCUUUAUCCAUUGAAAAAUUACAUUCGUUUAGUAAUUCAACAUCCGAUUAAAAUGUAAAGCACAACAUGUAUAAACAACUGACUUUUAUUGGUACUUGGGAUCAUUGACAAUAUAUAAUGAAUGGGAUUGUACAAAAGAAAAUAAUAUUGCUCAUUUAUUCAUUCCAUGAACAAUUUUACCAAAUAUCAAUGUUUUUUUUUCUUGUUAAGUUAUUAAAUAAAUAUAGUGAAUUUUUA